Messenger RNA from Lontra canadensis (Northern American river otter), 1603 nucleotides. Its product is annotated as KIAA0930 ortholog. The coding region runs from base 38 to 1243 and encodes 401 amino acids. NCBI's taxonomy places the organism in Eukaryota, Metazoa, Chordata, Mammalia, Carnivora, Mustelidae. The transcript is spliced from 10 exons. The record is from RefSeq and is a predicted model, not a curated record.
AUGGGGACGGGUGAGCUCUCCCUGGGUUCUGCCGAGGAUGUUCCUCCGCAACUGGACCGGGAGGAGAGUGGCAGCGUGGGGAGCAGGGUGCUUCCAGGACGACCGCAUCGUCUUCUGGACUUGGAUGUUCUCUACCUACUUCAUGGAGAAAUGGGCACCGCGGCAGGACGACAUGCUUUUCUACGUGCGCCGGAAGCCGGCGUACCCAGGCAGCGAGGGCAGUGUGGACGGGAGGAAGCGGGCCGAGGCGGAGCCCGAGGUGGAGGUGGAGGUGUACCGGCGCGACUCCAAGAAGCUACCGGGCCUUGGAGACCCUGACAUUGACUGGGAGGAGAGUGUUUGCCUGAACCUCAUCCUGCAGAAGCUGGACUACAUGGUCACCUGUGCCGUGUGCACGCGCGCCGAUGGGGGUGACAUCCACAUCCAUAAGAAGAAAUCCCAGCAAGUGUUUGCGUCCCCCAGUAAACACCCCAUGGACAGCAAGGGGGAGGAAUCCAAGAUCAGCUACCCCAACAUCUUCUUCAUGAUCGACAGCUUCGAGGAGGUGUUCAGUGACAUGACCGUGGGGGAGGGAGAGAUGGUCUGCGUGGAGCUGGUGGCCAGUGACAAAACCAACCUGUUCCAAGGGGUCAUCUUUCAGGGCUCCAUCCGCUAUGAAGCCCUCAAGAAGGUGUACGACAACCGAGUGAGCGUGGCUGCCCGGAUGGCACAGAAGAUGUCGUUCGGCUUCUAUAAGUACAACAACAUGGAGUUCGUCCGCAUGAAGGGGCCACAGGGCAAGGGCCACGCGGAGAUGGCCGUCAGCCGCGUGUCUACUGGGGACACGUCCCCCUGCGGGACUGAAGAGGAUUCCAGCCCGGCCUCACCCAUGCACGAGCGGGUGACCUCCUUCAGCACGCCCCCUACCCCAGAGCGGAACAACCGGCCCGCUUUCUUCUCCCCGUCCCUCAAGAGGAAGGUGCCCCGGAACCGGAUCGCGGAGAUGAAGAAGUCUCACUCGGCCAACGACAGCGAGGAGUUCUUCCGCGAGGACAACGGCGGGGCUGAUCUGCAUAAUGCCACCAACCUGCGGUCUCGGUCCCUGUCCGGCACGGGGCGGUCCCUGGUUGGGUCCUGGCUGAAGCUGAACAGAGCGGAUGGCAAUUUCCUUCUCUAUGCACAUUUGACCUACGUCACUUUGCCGCUACAUCGGAUUUUAACAGACAUCCUGGAAGUUCGGCAGAAGCCCAUCCUGAUGACCUAGCUGUGUGCAGAGCCUGCGCAGAGCCCCCCAGCCCUGCCCGGCCCUGGGGGUGCCGCCAAGUGCCUACCUGUCCACCGCCACCGGGGUCUUCUGUGACAGCCCAGCGCCGGAGCCGGAGCCAGGCGGGGCCGCUCGCCUCCUGGGGCCAGGGCCGACUCCACGAACACCAGCCCAAACUGAAGUGCCUCUUUCUCCCCCCGCCGGCUCGGCUCCUGCACCCCCGUGCCCGCCCGCCCACCCCCCUCCACCCCCGGCCCAUCUCUGCAGCGCCCUCUGCACCCCGAGAGGCCCAGAGAUGCCAAGAGGCUGUGAGAGAGCAGAGGAGCGGCCGGCGGCCGGAGCGUGUCCGGACCGACCGAC